AAAUAUUUGUCGCUCCUUUCUUUUUCCCCAUUUUUAUCAUAUUUGAACAACUCACCACAGUCAUUAUUUAGGAAAUGGACGCUCUGGAGAAGCUCGAAUACCUCUCCUUAGUAUCCAAGAUAUGUACAGAACUUGAUAACCACAUGAGUAUUAAUGAUAAAGACCUUGCUGAAUUCAUCAUAAAUCUCGCCAAAAAAGGGAAAAAGCUUCCUAAAUUUAAACAACUGCUGAAGAAAAAUGGAGCAGAGUUCCCGGAAUCAUUUAUUAACAAUGUUUUCAGACUGAUUCAAACAAUGCAGCCGUCGCUUCUCGUCAAGAAAGGUUCCUCAUCCAAAACAGAACUGAAGCCCACCAACACAGAAUCAGAUUUCCCAGCCCUGUGCAUACCGGACGGACAUUUUGCUCCGGAAUUAGAAGCUGAUGUAGUGACGGAUGCUCUGGCGGAGUUAGAGGCCCUAGCACCUUCUAGUAAGGGUGAAGAGUCGAGUAAGGUUGAGGAUGACAAGAAAUGGGACAGCGAAGAGGAGAGUAAACCUACCGAAUGGGAUGAUGAGAAAUCCGCACAAAACGCCAGGUCACGCGGUACAGAUAGUAGACCACAGCAGAGAAGAUCAAGGAGUCGGGAUAGACGAAGAUCUCGAGACAGGGACCGGAGACGGUCCCGAAGUAGAGAUAGGGGGGACAGAAGGAGAUCUAGGAGUAGAGAUGGUGGGCGUCGAGACGAACGUAAUAGAACGAGAUCGGGAGACAGAGGAAAAACAGACCGAUACUACAACAAACGAAGACGGUCUCGCAGUCCUGCUCACCACAAACCACCAGUAGCUGUUGUUCCGGAGGUGGGUGGUGUUUACCGAGGGAAGGUUAAGAAGCUCAUGCAGUUUGGUUGUUUUGUUGCGAUUGAUGGUUCCAAAAAUGAGGGUCUUGUCCACAUUUCUCAACUUAAAAAGGAGCGGGUAAACCGCGUAGAAGACUGUGUUCAGCAAAACGACGCUGUUUGGGUCAAAAUACUUUCUAUAGUUGGUCACAAGACAAGUUUAUCCAUGAAAGAAGUGGACCAGACAUCAGGAAAGGAUCUUAACCCACGUGACCUAAACAAACCGAUCGUUAACGUGGCCCGGGUCUCAAAACUGGAGGCAGAGAUGAACCAGCUGAGGGAGGAGAUAGACGAGGGGGAGGAAGCUGGUGGAAAAGCUGGUGUGACACGACUCACCUCCCCUGAGAGGUGGGAAAUCAAGCAGCUUAUCGCUGCUGGUGUGCUGGACAAGAGUGAGUACCCCACUAUUGAUGAGCUGGAGGAGGGUGAUGGGUCUGAUAUUGAGGAUGUUGAGAUUGAGCUGGCGGAGGUGGAGCCGCUCUUCUUACGAGGUCAAACCAAGCUGAGUGUACAGCACUCUCCGAUCAGGAUUGUUAAGAAUCCGGAUGGGUCCCUCCAACGUUCUGCCACAACCCAGAGUGCGUUAGCUAAGGAGAGACGAGAAGUGAGGACUGAAGUGAGGAACAAUAGGAAAGAUGAGACCGCCUCCACUUCCUCAUUCCAUGACCCAACUCCUAACGCUUCGAAACAAAAAGAAAGUUACGGCAAGUUCAAAGUUGAGGAACAAGAGGAUGUGCCUGAAUGGAAGAAAGCUACUUUCGGGAAAAAGGUAUCUUACGGCAAGCGUACAGAUCUGACAAUUGUCGAGCAAAGAAAAGGUCUUCCGAUUUAUCAGCUGAAGGCCCAGCUGGUGGAAGCCAUUAACAAGCACAAGAUUCUAGUGGUAAUCGGUGAAACAGGAAGUGGUAAAACCACUCAGAUGACCCAGUACCUGUACGAGGAAGGUUACUGUCUGAAGGGUAGGAUCGGGUGUACUCAGCCCCGUAGGGUGGCCGCAAUGUCAGUAGCAAAACGGGUGUCCGAAGAGUUUGGGUGUCGACUUGGGGAGGAGGUCGGGUACACUAUCCGUUUCGAGGAUGUAACCUCGGAGGACACCAAGAUUAAAUACAUGACAGAAGGUAUGUUGUUGAGAGAAUGUUUGAUAGAUCCUGAUCUUACUCAAUAUUCCGUCAUCAUGCUGGACGAAGCUCACGAAAGGACAGUGCAGACAGACGUCUUGUUCGGUUUGAUGAAAAAGGCCAUCCAAAAGAAGCCAGACUUGAAGCUUAUUGUGACAUCCGCUACCCUAGACGCUGCUAAGUUUUCAUCCUAUUUCUAUGAAGCUCCGAUAUUCACGAUACCGGGCCGCAUGUUUCCUGUGGAGGUAUUCUAUGCAAAAGAGCCAGAAUCAGACUAUUUGGAUGCCUCUUUGAUAACUGUUAUGCAGAUUCAUCUAACUGAACCCCCAGGAGAUGUGUUGUUGUUUCUUACAGGUCAGGAAGAGAUCGACACAGCUGCAGAGAUGUUGUUUGAGAGAAUGAAGAUGCUGGGAGAGGAUGUCCCCGAGCUGGUUAUUCUCCCUGUUUACAGUGCACUGCCAAGUGAAAUGCAGACCAGAAUAUUCGAUCCUGCUCCUCCUGGGUCUCGUAAAGUCGUCAUAGCAACUAACAUCGCUGAAACCUCCCUCACUAUCGAUGGCAUAUACUACGUGGUAGAUCCUGGUUUUGUGAAACAGAAAGUUUACAACUCCAAAGCAGGACUGGACUCGUUGGUGGUGGUCCCCAUUUCUCAGGCUCAAGCUAAGCAGCGUCAGGGUAGAGCUGGUAGAACGGGACCCGGUAAAUGCUACAGGCUGUACACAGAACGAGCUUACAACGAUGAAAUGUUGCCUACAGCCGUUCCUGAGAUUCAGCGGACCAACUUAGCUAGUACCAUUCUCCAACUCAAAGCUAUGGGCAUCAAUGACCUACUCUCGUUUGAAUUCAUGGACCCCCCUCCCAAGGAUUCUAUGAUAAGCGCGAUGGAGGAGCUCCACUCGCUCAGCGCGCUGGAUGACGAGGGUCUCCUCACCAAGCUUGGGCGGAGAAUGACAGAGUUCCCUCUCGAGCCUCAGCUAUCAAAACUUCUUAUCCAGAGCGUAAAUCUGGGUUGCAGUGAUGAGGCUAUCACGAUUGUAUCCAUGUUGUCCAUUCAGAACGUGUUCUACCGCCCAAAAGAGAAGCAGACUCUAGCGGAUCAGAAGAAAGCAAAGUUCCAUCAACCGGAGGGAGACCAUCUGACCCUGCUUGCUGUUUAUAAUGCGUGGAAGAACAAUAACUUUGCUUCUCAUUGGUGUUACGAGAACUUCCUACAAGCAAGGACGCUGAAACGAGCACAAGAUGUCAGAAAGCAAAUGUUGGGCAUCAUGGACAGACACAAGCUAGACGUAGUAUCCUGCCUCCGCAAAACUACCAAAAUACAAAAAGCAAUCUGCUCGGGCUACUUCCGAAACGCGGCCAAGAAAGACCGAGAAGAGGGCUACAAAACAGUUGUGGAUAACCAGGUAGUCUACAUCCACCCCUCCAGCUCCCUGUACCAGCGGCAGCCUGACUGGGUUGUGUACCACGAACUAGUGCUGACCACUAAAGAGUACAUGAGGGAGUGCACUGCUAUAGAUGCAAAGUGGCUGGUGGAACUGGCGCCUACUUUCUUUAAGACAGCUGAUCAGACUAAGCUUAGUAAGAACAAGAAGGCUGAGAAAAUUGAGCCGUUGUUUAAUAAAUACGAGGAACCAAAUGCCUGGCGUAUUUCCAGGAGUUUUAGGAGGGGGAAGUGAAGUGUUUUCAGUUUUAUGGAAGAAGUCGACGAAUUGAAGGAAUUUCCACUCACCAGACUGUCGGAUUUGUGUCG
Molecule: messenger RNA, 3742 nt
Organism: Bolinopsis microptera
Lineage: Eukaryota; Metazoa; Ctenophora; Tentaculata; Lobata; Bolinopsidae
Product: ATP-dependent RNA helicase DHX8-like
Biological process (GO): spliceosomal complex disassembly
Cellular component (GO): catalytic step 2 spliceosome; intracellular anatomical structure
Molecular function (GO): RNA helicase activity; ATP binding; RNA binding
Source: RefSeq, a predicted model, not a curated record